This is a messenger RNA of Trichoplax adhaerens, 1224 nucleotides long. RefSeq names its product Tbx2/3 protein. Gene Ontology annotation, cellular component: nucleus. Bases 1 to 1224 code for a protein of 407 amino acids. The transcript has 6 exons. The record is from RefSeq and is a predicted model, not a curated record. Gene Ontology annotation, biological process: cell fate specification; regulation of transcription by RNA polymerase II; positive regulation of DNA-templated transcription. NCBI's taxonomy places the organism in Eukaryota, Metazoa, Placozoa, Uniplacotomia, Trichoplacea, Trichoplacidae. Gene Ontology annotation, molecular function: RNA polymerase II cis-regulatory region sequence-specific DNA binding; DNA-binding transcription factor activity, RNA polymerase II-specific.
AUGCUGCCGUCUUACACUACACCGCCGAACUUACAAACUUUCCAGUAUCACCCAUUUGCUACUGGCGCUAACUCUAACAUGAGAGAUUUCUCGGUUAAUGCUCUAUUAGCACAUCCACCAUAUAUUACAGCCCCUCAACCCGCUCCGAGUUCCUACCCAAAUUACGCAAAUCCAACGGCUUCGGGCGCUUUUCAUAACGCGCUGCCAUAUUAUAGCAAUUAUCCAAUCGGUUACAAUCAAUAUAAAGGAUACGUGAUGCCAUCUUCACAGGCUGGACCAUCACCAUACUCCAUUCCUUUCCCGACGUAUUUGCCACCACCACCUUCAACAAUUAAUUGCGACGCUAAAUCGAAAGGAAACGAAGAUAUCAAAGUAACGCUUGAAAACAAAGAUUUAUGGGACAAGUUUCAUAACUUGGGUACUGAAAUGGUCAUAACGAGAUCGGGAAGGCGAAUGUUUCCAGUAAUAAAGGUCAACGUUACCGGACUAGACAGCCGAGAAAAGUAUAUCAUGAUGAUGGAUAUUGUUCCGGCUGAUGACUACAGAUACAAAUUUCAUAAUUGUGCCUGGACGGUUGGAGGAAAAGCAGAUACAGAAAUUGUCCCAAGGAUGUACAUUCACCCAGACUCACCAUCUACAGGUUAUCAGUGGAUGCAGAAACCGAUUUCUUUUCAUAAGAUUAAACUAACGAACAAUGCGGACGACAAGCAUGGAUAUACUAUCCUUAACUCCAUGCAUAAAUACCAACCGAGGAUUCAUAUUAUUCAUGCCAACGAUUUGUUUCAGUACCCUCAUAACACCAUGAAAACGUUUGUCUUCAAAGAAACUGAAUUCAUUGCAGUAACAGCCUACCAAAAUGAGAAGAUAACCCAUUUAAAAAUCUACAACAACCCCUUCGCCAAGGGUUUCCGAGAUUCGGGAACCACAGGUUCUAAAACUUCUGAUCAUAACCAUACAAGGAAAGAUGAAGAAGAGGGUAGUGAUGAAGACAACUUAAUUGAAUCUAGUACCUGCAAAGAAAGCUCGCUUGAAAAUGUAUCGUAUAAAGAUGAUGCUUGUGACGUUACGACAUGUGCAGAAGUAACUAAAGGUGAAACAAACUCUGCAAGAAUAAAAAUUAGUAAAGAAUACCAAGAUGAUCCAAAAUCUAUCAAAAGCGUCAAGAGAGAGCUAGUAGAAAAGCCGAGUAACCAUAGGCACGAAAGAAAGUAUCACCCGUAUUGA